UAAGACAUCGAAUAUUGACACAUAAUAGACAUUCACCAAUAAAUGCAUCAGAUAAACGUCAUCCGAGAUCAACGCUUCAAAAAGCAUUACAAUAUAGUUUGCAAGAAACAAAUCUUCCAAACAAAAACAUUCAUAAAGUGCAUGAAUCUGAUAUAUUAACACGUACUGAGAGUGAUGAUUCAAUACGUCAUCAAAAUUAUGUCCCAGAAUUUCUGAAUAGGAUUAACAGAGUCAAUCUGCAGCGAUUACCGUACAGUUAUUCAACUGGAUGUAUAGGUCGUGCUCAAAGAAAUAGCUUACUUACACAUUCAAAGCGACUAUCUGAUGCUCCAUUUUUGAUGCCGAAUUUACAAUGGCAACAGGAGUCUACAACGAGAAAUAAUUUCACAAAUAUACUCGAACCAAAAUAUUUUAUUGCAGAAGAAGAAAAUGAAGCCAUACUUGCCAAAGAAUUACAAGAAGCUAAAAUUCAAAGUUCAAAUAACAGUUGUAGUUCAAUACAUAGUAGUCAUCCAAAAAUGUUACAUUUCGAUCCACAUGCGCACUUACCAAAUGUAGAUAGUAAAUUAUCUGCAAUAGACGGAUUAGUUCUACAUUCCAAAUCUUUAUCAUCAUUAUCCAGUUUAUUAUCAUUUCCGUCUACAAAACAAUUACAAAAAUGUUUGUCACAAACAAUAUCUUUACGAUAUACAACUGGCAUAGUGUACGAUGAUGACUCUCUCGACCAUGAGUGUUACUGUAAAAGAACAGAUAUACAUUUGGAAAAUCCGAGACGUUUGCUUGUUAUUCAUGAACAAUUACGUAAUUCAAAUUUACUAGAAGAUUGUGAAAUCAUUCAUGGACGAUUCGCUACAAUAGACAUGCUUACAGAUGGUUACGACCAAAUUCCAGCACAACAAUUAGCAGUCAUAACCGAAGAACGUCGAAAAAAUAUUAUUCAAUUGCCAUGCGGUGGAUUUGGAAUCAAGGACGAUACAGAUACAGUCUGGAAUGACGAAUACACGAUUCGAGCGUGUCUACUGGCUGUAGGAAAUACAAUUGAAUUAGCAAAACUUGUUUGGGAUGGAAAAUUAAAGAAUGGUUUUAGUUUAGUUCGUCCGCCUGGUCAUCAUGCAACUGAUAAACCACUAGGAUUUUGUUACUUCAAUAAUGUGGCUAUAACAGCAAAAUGGUUGAAAAAACAUCGAAAUUUGCAACGAAUCGCCAUUGUUGAUUGGGAUAUUCAUCACGGAAAUGGUACACAAAAUCUAACAUAUGAAGACCCAAAUAUUCUCUAUAUUUCUUUACAUCGUUUUGAUAAUGGAACAUUUUUUCCCGGAGGUGGAAACGUUGACGAAUGUGGUUUUAACGACGGAGUUGGCAAAAAUGUGAAUAUACCAUGGAAUGGCGAACUAGAACCACCGAUGUCUGAUGUAGAAUAUUUGGCAGCGUUUCGAAGUGUAAUAAUGCCUAUUCUUGAAGACUUUCGUCCACAAAUCAUUUUAGUAUCGUGUGGAUUUGAUGGAGCGGUUGGUCAUCCACAUCCGUUAGGUGGUUACGAAUUAACGCCCAUGUGUUUUGCAUAUAUGACAAAAAAGCUGAUGAGUUUAGCUGAUGGAAAAGUUAUUCUCGUACUUGAAGGAGGAUAUGAAUUAAGUUCAUUAGCCGAAUGUGGAAAAUUAUGUGUAGAAGCUUUGUUAAGCAAAGAUUUGCCAACAUUUGAUAUUGAAACAUUGAGAGCAAAACCAAAUUCAAAUGCUAUUAAAACAUUAAAAGAAGUUAUUCAUGUACAAAAAAAAUAUUGGCCUACGUUAAAACUACUAGAACCGUUAAUCUCAUUAUCUCAUGAUGAAGCAAUAUCAAUAAAAAUCUCAUCAUAUUAUUCUAAUAAUUCUAACUAA
Messenger RNA from Didymodactylos carnosus, 1880 nucleotides. NCBI's taxonomy places the organism in Eukaryota, Metazoa, Rotifera, Eurotatoria, Philodinida, Philodinidae. The record is from the annotation of a GenBank genome assembly.